AUGAAAACGGUACGGCACUCGGAACAGACACUUAGAACAGCUCUCAUCUCAAAGAACCCAGCACUUGUGUCCCAGUAUGAGAAGCUCGAUGCUGCAGAGCGGCGUUUGAUGAACGAAGCCUUCCGACCAGCCAGUGAUCUCUUCGGGCCCAUCACCUUGCAUUCGCAGUCAGAUUGGAUCACCUCCCAUCCUGAGCCUCCCCAAGACUUUGAAGAUUUUUUCAGUGAUCCUUCCAGAAAGACACCCUCUCGAGAGAAACACAGGAUUUAUAUACAGUGCAUCGGAUCUCUAGGAAAUACCAGAAUUAUCAGCGAAGAAUAUGUUAAAUGGCUCAAGGGCUACUGUGAAGCAUUUUUCUAUGGCUUGACAGUGAAACUCCUAGAACCAGUCCCUGUCUCUGCAACAAGGUGUGCCUUUAGAGUCAAUGAUAGCACGAAGAACCUACAGAUACAUGCAGGUGUGGGGAUAUUCAGCUUCGCCAGGUAUGCCGGUGACUUUUACAGCUCAAGCUACAAAGGCAAAGUGAAGGCGUCGCAGAGACAAUCUUUGCGUGACUAUUCGGCGUUUGAUAACUAUUACACUCCUGAAGUGACCAGUGUUCUGCUGCUUCGGUCCUGCAAGACUUUAACCCACGAGAUUGGACACAUAUUUGGACUUCGACACUGCCAGUGGCUGGCAUGCCUAAUGCAAGGCUCCAACCACUUGGAAGAAGCUGACCGGCGCCCCCUAGAUCUGUGUCCCAUCUGUUUACGCAAGUUGCAAUGUGCUAUUGGCUUCAACAUUGUAGAAAGAUACCAAAAACGCUUCACCAACUCAAUGAAAAAGAAUUCUGAUCCAAAGAACAUCCUCAAGUAUUCUUAG
This is a messenger RNA of Myotis davidii, 861 nucleotides long. It is a transcript of the gene AMZ2, whose product is annotated as archaelysin family metallopeptidase 2. The coding region runs from base 1 to 861 and encodes 286 amino acids. The record is from RefSeq and is a predicted model, not a curated record. Gene Ontology annotation, molecular function: metallopeptidase activity. Gene Ontology annotation, biological process: proteolysis. The transcript is spliced from 5 exons. Lineage: Eukaryota; Metazoa; Chordata; Mammalia; Chiroptera; Vespertilionidae.